Messenger RNA from Rosa chinensis, 3531 nucleotides. RefSeq names its product disease resistance protein RGA2. Lineage: Eukaryota; Viridiplantae; Streptophyta; Magnoliopsida; Rosales; Rosaceae. Bases 1 to 3531 code for a protein of 1176 amino acids. The record is from RefSeq and is a predicted model, not a curated record. The transcript has a single exon. Gene Ontology annotation, biological process: defense response to fungus. Gene Ontology annotation, molecular function: ADP binding.
AUGGCAGACGUAGUUUUAUCACCAGCUUUGCAAGUGAUCUUUGACAGAGUAGCAUCCCCAGUCCUACAAAAGCUUGCUGAUAUCUGGGACAUGAAGGACAACCUCCAGAGCCUACAACAUGCCUUGGUCAUGGUUCAAGCUAUUCUUGAAGAUGCAGAGGAGCAACAACUGACCAAUAAAGCCGUCCGGCUUUGGCUGUUGAAGCUCAAGAACGCAGCUCAUGAUGCUGAUGACCUUCUGGAUUUCGUUACGGCCAAAGGAAAAGAUAAGUGGACUUUAGCAAUUUCAAAAUCCAUAGAUGCUGACAAAGUCAGAAAGAUGCUUUUGACAUUAGAAAUGACAGUAAAAGAGGGUCUAUUGAAGUUUAAUUUUCGAGAGCCUGGUACAGUAGAUAGGCAAUCUGAUAAAAGGGAGACUAGCUCUUUUGUUAUGGAGUCAGAAAUAUAUGGAAGAGCUGAUGACAAAGAGAACUUAGUGAAACUCUUACUAUCUUCUGAGUGUCACCAGGAUGGUUAUGCUAUGUGUAUUCCGAUAAUUGGUAUUGGAGGAAUUGGCAAGACGACUCUUGCUCAGUUGGCAUAUAAUGAUGAGCGGGUAAUCCAACAUUUUGAUGUUAGGCUGUGGACUUUUGUCUCGCAUGAUUUCAAUAUCAAGAAGAUCAUGAAGUCAAUUAUUGAGUCUGUAACAAGGGAAGAUUGCAAGUUCUCGGAGAGUGACUUACUUCAAUCUCGACUUUGGCAUUUGCUGCACAACAAAAGAUAUCUAAUUGUGUUGGAUGAUGUUUGGACUGAAGAUCAAGAUGACUGGGACAAACUAAGACCUUUGUUUAGACGAGGUGUUGAUGGAUGCAAAAUCAUUAUCACUUCCCGCAAUAAAAAAAUCCCAUUCAUGAUGGACUCCCUAAAUUCGGCAUACUAUUUAAAGGGUUUGAUGGAGGAUGACUGCUGGGCUUUGUUCAAGCAACGGGCUUUUGGACGAGAAGAAGAAGAGAAGUAUCCCGACCUCUGCCUGAUUGGAAAGCAGAUUGCAAAGACUUGUGGGGGUGUACCAUUAGCAGCCAAAAGUUUGGGAAGUGUUAUGCGCUUUAAAAGAGAAGAACGGCAAUGGUUGUUUAUGCAAAAUAGUGAACUUUGGGAAGUAGAUGGAUGCAAACAGAGAAUUUUACCUGCGCUUAUGUUAAGUUAUCUUCAUCUGGCAGCACAUCUUCGACAAUGCUUUGCAUUCUGCUCCAUAUUUCCUAAAAAUUAUGAAUUCAAGAAGCAUAAAUUAGUUCUCUUGUGGAUGGCAGAGGGCUUAAUUCUAGAAGAAGGUAGCAAGCGACCAGAAGACAUUGGUGAUGAAUACUUUUCUGAUUUGCUGUGGAUGUCUUUCUUUCAAGAAGUAGAGUUACGUGAUGGUGGUAGCACAAUUGGAUACAAAAUGAAUGAUGUCAUUCAUGAUCUUGCACGAUAUGUUUCUGGAAAUGAAUCCGUUAUGCUUGAACAAGGUCUUCCACCAAGUAAUCCAGCACAAAUUCGUCGCUCAUCCAUUAUUUAUAAAUACAGGGAAGUUACAAUUCCAGAAGCUCUCUUUGAAGCAGAACAUUUACGAACUGUCUUAUUGAUUGGAGAAUAUGGACUUCUAAAAGACAGUAGUAAAAUGUUAUUAAAUUGUAUAUACCUGCGUGUGCUGGACUUGAACAACUGUGAUGUUCAUUUUUUGCCGUCAUCAAUAGGUGGGUUGAUAUGUUUGAGGUAUCUCGACUUGUCUUAUACGCCUAUCUCCAAGUUGCCGGCAACCACAAGGAAUCUCUGUUCAUUGCAGACUUUAAACCUCUCUGGAUGUCAUAAUCUUAGAGUAUUGCGAGACUUCGAAGCAAUGACCAGCCUAAGACAUCUCAAUAUAACUGGAUGUGAUAGCUUGUGGUAUAUAUCUCCUUGUAUUAAAAUGUUACUUCAACUUCAGACACUGCCAUUAUAUUUCGUUCGCAAGAAUCCCGGUAAUCUUGGUGCACUAGAGAAUUUGAAUCUUUAUGGGGAGUUGAAUAUUACACACUUGGAGAAUAUAAGAAAUGCAACUGGAGCUCAAUCAUCUGGACUGAAGAUGAAAGAAAAUAUUGAGUCGUUGGGAUUAUACUGGGGAGAUUUUGGAGAUGUGCACGAUAGGAAUAAAUCAAUAUUGAAGAAACCAGCCAAGUCCUCAGCCAAAUGGUACUGUUCAGAAGUAGGGAUGCGGUGGCAUGAACCUGAUGCUGAAGAGGCGGUAGAAAUUCUUGAUGGCCUGAAACCACACAAGAAUUUGAAAAAGCUAGUUAUACAUGGUUAUCCAGGAAUCAGAUUUCCAGAUUGGAAACUGCCAAAUCUAAUUGCAGUUGAUUUGUCCAAUUGUAAGAACUGUGAAUAUCUUCCAGCCCUUGGGAAUCUUCUUCUACUCAAGACUCUUUCUCUGCAUGGAAUGGAGAGCGUGACGCGCAUUGGCUUUGAGUUCCAUCGUGAUAGUACAGACAUAUGCUUUUCAUCACUUGAAGAACUAUCGCUCAGUGAUUUUCCGAAAUUGGAAACCUGGUCGAGUGCAAAUAAUGAAAAUGCAUUUCCGAGCUUGAGGAAGUUAACCAUACGUAGGUGUCCCAAGUUGACACAGAUACCAUUUUGUUUGUCUCUUCAACAUUUGGAGCUGCGGGAUUGUAAUCCAUCUUCAAUCUUCAUUGGAGGUUUAACUUUGCUGACAGUGCUGGUAAUAGAAAAACUUCCACAGCUGCGCACUCUACCACAAGGGCUUUCUGCAUCAGCUAGUCUGUCUUCUCUGGAGGUCUUAUCUUGCCCCAAGCUUUGUUCACUGCCUUUGGAGAUGGGAAACCUCACUGCACUGAAAUCAUUGACCAUUCGUUGGUGUGAUGAGUUGUCCUCUCUGCCACAGAGUUUGCAGAACCUCAAAGCUCUGGAAUCACUAGAGAUUAGUGACUGUCAUAGUAUAAUCUCGAUGCCAGAUGGUGCAAUUGGAGGUUUGAGUUCCCUUCAAACUUUGUCCAUUGAGAACUGCAGUAGUCUGACUUCUUUGUCUUCGAGUCUGGAACAACUCGCUUUCCUUGAGCGGUUCACCAUUAUGUACUGUCCAAACCUUGGUUCUUUCCCAGAGGGUGUGCAACACCUCUCAACCCUUCGAACUUUGUCUAUCUUGAGCUGUCCUUGGUUUGAUUCUUUGCCAGAAGAGUUGCAAAUGGUCAAGACGCUGCAGUGUCUGGAAAUUAGUAGCUGCCCGAAUUUCACAGCUUUGCCAGAGUGGGUUGAGAAGCUUGCUUCACUCAGAUCUUUGACCAUUUUUGAUUGUCCUAAUUUGAAACUGUUGCCACAAAGUCUAGAACUUCUCACUAAACUCCAGCACCUCUCUAUUCAAGAAUGUCCCGAGCUUGAGGAAAGAUGUAGACAAGGCAGUGGUGAGGAUUGGCUGAAAAUAGCUCAUGUUCCACAUAAGCACAUUGGAUCACCGGAGAUGAGGCAGUCCAGUAGUGAAGCAAGUACAUCGGGCAGCUCUUCUGUUGAAACAUCUGUAUAG